AUGAGUAUUAGCGAGUCAACUACCAAAAUAUUUAGUUCUGCUUUCAGAGGUAUAUAAACUCCUGUAGCAAAUUCUUUUCAUUCAACUAUCAAAGAGCUUUCCAAAGAAGAUCCACAGUUUUUAUAUUAAAAAUAUCAAACUGUUCAAGAUAUUCCUACUCUUGACCUGUAUAAUGAUAAGAAAAUCAAUCUUGAUUAAUUCCAUUAAAAUCUCCAAAGAAAGUUUGACGAUCAUACAAGUAGACAACUUAGUUUCCCAAUAAGACACCAUAAUUUUGAGAAGAUGGCACCUUACCUAAGGCACUAUCUUAAUAACCAUGGAGACUCUUUCUAAGCAGAUAUUGACUAUAACAGUCUGAGAACUAGAUAAUUUGAAUAACAAGUAAUUCAUUACUUUGCCCAGCUUUAUCGAUCUCCGAAUCCAAAAUAAGUUUGGGGCUACAUGCCUUCAGGCUCCACUGAGAGUAAUUUGCAAGGAAUAUAUUUUGCGAGAGAGUAUUUUAAAAACUAUAAGCAUGUUCCAGUAUUGUACUCUUCAAAAGCCCAUUCUUCUCUUAACAAAAGCAUUUAUUACCUAAGAAUGAAUUCAUUUAACUAAAUUGCGAAAACCUUAGAUCUAAAAAUUCCAAGAGAACUAUUAGAAAGUGGCAUGAUCGACUGGCCUGAGAGAUUACCAGUAUUGGAAGAUGGUCAAGUUAACGUAGAAUAAUUUCAGUUAAUGCUUAAACCAUUUGCAGAACAUUAAAUUCCAAUUGUAAUUUCUUUAACAGCAGGCACAACAUCUGGAUCUGCUUUUGAUAAUACUAGAAAAGUUAUUUAAGCACUUCAUUCAUAUGAAUUCUACACAGACAAUAGAAAUCAUUGGAUUCAUAUUGAUGGUGCUUGGUGCGGACCGUAUGCAAGGUUUUUAGAAAUGGCAGCAGAAAAUUAAAAUUUAGGCCUGCCAAGAGAUGCAAUAAAAAAUGCAUAAUUUGAUUUCUCCUUUGAAGAAGUCAAAAGCAUCACUACAAGCAUUCACAAAUGGAUUCCAUCUCCUUUCCCAUCAUCAGUGCUCCUCAUAAGAGAUAAAACUCUGAUGCCAUCUGAUCAUCUUUAAGAGAUAUAUAUUAGAGGCUAAGAUUAUACUCUUACUACAUCUAGAAGUGGACAUGCCCCUCUAUUUACUUGGGAUUAUCUAAUGAGUAAGACUCUCAAUGAACACAUUGAAGAGGCCGUUUACUCUUACUAACUGGCAAAAUAUCUCAAGCAUUAAUUGCAAGAGAUAGAAGUAAAGUUGGGAAUCGAUUUAAAAAUUUAAUUAAGUGAAAUCGGACUGAAUAUAAGAUUCAAAAAACCUAGUGACGAAAUUUGCUAUAAAUACGCUUUAAUGGUUCUCGGAGAAGAAGCUGUUGUCUUUAUUAUGCCCGACAAAACAAAAGAACUCUGCGACAUGUUUCAAAGAGAUAUAUUUGACGAUUAAUUAUUUAAACAAUCACAACUUGAGAAAGUUCUGUGA
This is a messenger RNA of Stylonychia lemnae, 1494 nucleotides long. The record is from the annotation of a GenBank genome assembly. NCBI's taxonomy places the organism in Eukaryota, Ciliophora, Spirotrichea, Sporadotrichida, Oxytrichidae.